AUGGCCUCCCCACAACCUUUACGUUAUGUAUUGUUCACUGCAUCCUUUCUCAUGUUUCUCUCUUCUCCUACACCUGCAAAUGCAACAGCUUCUCCAUUAGUUAGAAGUGUUUGUAAGGAACCCCUAUCCAUGAACUUAAACUAUGGCGAAUGUGUGAAAGCUCUCUGGGCAGAUGCUCGAAUUAAAUCGGCCUUGAAUCUCAAAGAUCUCGGCAUAGCCACUCUUGAAUUGGCAAAAGAAAAUGCAAAUGUAACCCUGGCUUCGUUUAACAACCUUCUCCACAUUAGCAACAGUGGGAACACAGAUGUUCAACUUUGCGGGGAUUUGUACGGAUUAGUGGUAAAAGGUUUCCAAGUCGCAAUAGAGGAGCUAAAGAAGGAUCAUGAUGUUGUUAACUACAUCCUCGAAAUGGUCCAAAAGUACCACGAUAUCUGCUUAAAUGCGGUGGCGCCACCGUUGGGUACUCAUACUUUUGAUGGAGUUCUGGUUCCCAGUUCAAUUCGUGUGGCCAUGUUGUAUAGGGACAUUGCAUUCGCUAUCACUUCGGGUCCAUCUGGAAUUUUCCGGUACAACGGAAAACUUAAUUAA
Messenger RNA from Prunus armeniaca (apricot), 588 nucleotides. The record is from the annotation of a GenBank genome assembly. Lineage: Eukaryota; Viridiplantae; Streptophyta; Magnoliopsida; Rosales; Rosaceae.